UGGGGAGAAAGGAGGCGAUGAAUCCAGACAGGACUCAGAUAAUUCUUGACCCCAGGUACACAGCAGAUCUUCUGGAGGUACUGAAGACCAAUUACAGCAUCCCCUCUGUCUGCUUCUCGUACCCUCCCACGGCAGCCCAAUUCUUGAGAGCAUUGGGCCCUGUGGAAAUUGCCCUCCUGAGCAUCAUGACCUUGCUUGUCCUGGGCUCAAUUGCCAUCUUCCUGGAGGAUGCUAUCUACCUAUACAAGAACACCCGCUGUCCCAUCAAGAGGAGGACUCUGCUCUGGACUAGCUCUGCACCUACGGUAGUGUCUGUGUUCUGCUGCUUUGGUCUCUGGAUUCCCCGUUCCCUCACACUCGUGGAAAUGGCCAUAACCUCGUUUUAUGCUAUGUGUUUUUACCUGGUGAUGCUGGUCAUGGUGGAGGGCUUUGGUGGGAAGGACGCAGCAGUGAGGACCCUGAAGGACACCCCGAUGAUAAUGCACACAACUCCCUGCUGCUGCUGCUGCUGCCUCUGUUGCCCACGGCUCAUGCUCACCAGGAAGAAGCUUCAGUUGCUGAUGUUAGGCCCAUUCCAAUAUGCCUUCUUGAGGAUAAUGCUGACCCUGGUGGGCUUGUUUCUCAUUCCUGAUGGCAUCUACAACCCAGCAGAUAUUUCUGAGAAGAGCACAGCUCUGUGGAUUAACAGUUUCCUUGGUGCGUCUACCCUGUUCGCUCUCUGGACCCUGAGCAUCGUUUUCCGUCAAGCUAGGCUGCACCUGCGUGAGCAGAACAUGGGAGGCAAAUUUAUUGUAUUCCAGAUGGUCGUCAUCCUGACUGCCCUGCAGCCUGCCAUUUUCUCAAUCUUGGCCAAUGGCGGGCAGAUUGCUUGUUCACCUCCCUUUUCCUCUAAAAUCAGGUCUCAAGUAAUGAAUUGCCACCUCCUCGUACUGGAGACUUUCCUGAUGACUGUGCUGACGCGAAUGUACUACCGAAAGAAAGACUACAAGGUUGGGUAUGAAACUUCCUCUUCUCCAGACCCAGACUUAAACAUCAAAGCCUAAGGUGAAUGGCUUGGACCAUGAAAGAGACGCUGUACUUAUUAGCAGAGCACAAGAUUUCUUCACUGUUCCUUUGACCUUGUCCAAAUGGGGAAGGAUUCCCAUUAUCAGCACAAGCUGGCAGAUUACAUUUGACUAUAAAGAUGAAGGUGAACUAUACAAUAAGAUGAAAUUGUUUUGGAUCUUCCCUAAGGAAGGUGUUUUAAGUUGUGUAAUAAAUAAACAAGAUGAAGUCUGAAACUCUGUAA
Molecule: messenger RNA, 1288 nt
Organism: Propithecus coquereli (Coquerel's sifaka)
Lineage: Eukaryota; Metazoa; Chordata; Mammalia; Primates; Indriidae
Gene: SLC51A
Product: solute carrier family 51, alpha subunit
Exons: 9
Coding region: 18-1043 (341 amino acids)
Biological process (GO): bile acid and bile salt transport
Cellular component (GO): endoplasmic reticulum membrane; plasma membrane
Molecular function (GO): transporter activity
Source: RefSeq, a predicted model, not a curated record